Naegleria gruberi is the source of this 1969-nucleotide messenger RNA. Its product is annotated as phosphatidylinositol-4-phosphate 5-Kinase. Lineage: Eukaryota; Heterolobosea; Eutetramitea; Acrasida; Naegleriidae. Gene Ontology annotation, biological process: phosphatidylinositol metabolic process. The transcript has a single exon. The record is from RefSeq and is a predicted model, not a curated record. Gene Ontology annotation, molecular function: phosphatidylinositol kinase activity. Bases 1 to 1953 code for a protein of 650 amino acids.
AUGACGAGUCAUCAAACAGGGCAGAGUUCGUCUUUUACGGUUCAGGCGGGCGGCUCAUCCUCUUCUUCGACAGUAGUUCCUCCUUCGUCUUCAUCAUCAUCGGGUAGUGCUGCUGAUAGUAACAAUAACAAUUUGAAGGCAACUAGUGAAAAUCAUAAAAAUGAUGAUGCCAAAUCAACAACAAGUACAAAUAGUAGUUUACAUCAACAACAACAACAACACAGCGAAUUAAACAUCUCUGGAAAUAAUUUAAAUGUUUUGGUUACACCUGUAGCAUUGGAUGGAAAGUCUGAGCCAUUAUCUCCUACAGCACACAGAAGAGCAACAUCAAUUUCAUCAAAUGGAUAUCCAGCAAAUACACCAGCAACACCUGUCCAUCCACAAUUUACUUCUCAUCCUGAAGAUGAUAAUGAUUCUGAUAAUGGAAAAUUAAAAGGAAAAAAGAACAAGAAGAAAAAGUGGCAUGUCAAUGCUAUGGGUGAAAUUGUUUACAAGGAACACAAUUCAUAUAAUUUAAUGCGUCAAAUCCAAAUGGGUAUUAGAUCUGCAAUCAGUGAAAUAACACCUAAAAAACAAAAAGAUGUACUAUUACUUAAGGAUUUUACUAAUAUUAACAAAAUGCCGUUUCCAGAAAAGGGAUCAACAAGAACACCUCCACACGAAUUCCCAUUCUUUGAUUUUUAUGAUUACUCACCAUUUCCUUUUAGACAUUUGAGAGAACGUUUUGGUAUUGAUGCUUCCAAUUAUCUUGUUUGUUUAUGUCAUGAACUGUCUCUCUCAAUUCUUGGCACUCCUGGUAAGAGUGGUGCUCUCUUCUUUUUCUCUGCUGACAUGCAAUACAUGUUAAAGACUGUAACAAAAAAGGAAUCAAAAUUCUUGAGAAAAAUUUUGCCAGAUUACUAUAACCAUGUUAUGGCCAAUCCAAACACUCUCAUUACUCGUUUUUAUGGAAUGUAUAGUAUAAAACCUCGAGGAGGUAAAAAUGUAAGAUUUAUUGUCAUGAACAAUGUGUUUGACACAACAAUGUAUGUUUCUGAGAGAUACGAUUUAAAGGGUUCAACUGUUGGACGAGAAGCAUCAGAGAAAGAAAAAAAGAGAGAAACACCAAUUUAUAAGGAUUUAGAUUUUUUGAGGAGAAGUAGCAAGUUAAAAGUUGGACCUCAAAUGAAGAAUCUCAUUAUGAAUCAACUUCAAGUUGAUGCUACAUGGUUGGAAAAGAUGAAGAUCAUGGACUAUAGUUUACUAGUUGGUGUUCACAGAUUGGAUCCUGAAUUGGAUGCAGAAGUAUUGAAAGAAGCUCAAAAUUGUAAUAUCAAAUUGUCAGAUUCUGACAUUCCUUCGGAAGCUUUUACUACUGUAUUUAAUCAUGGCUCAAGUGUGGCUUCAAGUUCAAUGACUUCUACAUCAUACUUAAACGGAACCGAUCAGGGAACAGGCGCUUCAUCUUCUUUAAAUACUACAAAUCCAAUUUCAGAUCAUCAUGACCAAGUUGUAAAUAGUACAGAUAUUGCCAUUGAGGUUAGUGAUGAAUCUCAUCCAACAUUGAAUGGUUCAUCAAGCACCAAAACCAUAGAAAAUACACCAUCAACACAUCAUCCAACAAGUAUGUCAACUACUACACAGGACAGCAGAAAGAGUAGUGAAAGCACCUCCUCAUUCUUUGGAAGAUUUAUGAAUCACAGACUGAGUGUUUCUUUGAAAAAACACUACAGAGGUCCACGUGCCUCUCUAUUCCAACAAUUCCAUGGUGGUACACUGUCACUUCCUUUAGAGGAUGGUAGCCGUGAAAUUUACUACUUUGGUAUUAUUGAUUUGUUACAAAAAUGGAAUAACAAGAAACAAAUAGAAAAUAUUUUCAAGGGCCUUGUAGCUGACAGAAACCAAAUUUCUGCAGUCUCACCAAAGAAUUAUGCAAUGAGAUUUGUAAAAUUCUUGGGAGAUGGUUUACAAUAAUAAAUUAAUUUAUUUU